AUGAUUGCUUCACUAACACCUUUUAGUGUUCGGAUCUAUUAUGACAUAGCCGUGAGGCGCUUAACGGACCCUUUUAAUCUUAUAAAACCCUUUGGACGGGAGAACAUUGUGGUGGUGCGGUUUGGUAAGGGAUUUGGUGAGAAGGUCAGCCACUUGAUCAAUGGAUGGAAUGUGGCAAACCCAGUGGCUGCCCAAGGCCACCUUUUCACAGACGAAGUGAUAAUCGAGCUCGAUAUGUCUGGUGCGUGCGUGAAAAACAGGAUUGGUCGCCAAGUAAGUUGCGCAGAUAUUGUCACAGUAAAGAUGGACUUGGAAUUGGAGUUGGACACCAAGUUUAACCAAAAGGUAUGA
This is a messenger RNA of Prunus armeniaca (apricot), 351 nucleotides long. NCBI's taxonomy places the organism in Eukaryota, Viridiplantae, Streptophyta, Magnoliopsida, Rosales, Rosaceae. The record is from the annotation of a GenBank genome assembly.